AUGACAAAAUGUCAUGUUACUAAUGAUUUAAAAUCUUCGGAAUAUUCCACUCCAUUACCUAACAAGAGUUGCUCAAAUGGUGAAAAUACACAGAAUAAAGAUUCUUCAACUCAUCACAAAGCGGGUCAAUCUAUGACUAGCAUUGAUUUAGUAACUUCAGAACAGGAUCAAGACCUAUCUUUAGUUAAUCAGGAUGCUUCAACGGAAUUUGAAAAAACAAUAAUAUUCUUAUCAUUAUGUGAUGCAAAAACUGUGACAAAAUAUCACGAUCUUAACAAUUCUGAUACUCCCUCCAAAAUACUUGAAUCAGACAAUCAAAUCGUAGAAGGUUUAAUACAAGAGAUAUCCUAUGAUCAAGCAGAAAAUAUUGUUUCUUCUAAAAUCAAUCCUUUAUAUUCAAAUAAUGAAGCUAAAUGCCCUGUAUGUAAAGAGGUACAUACACGUCGAGGUAUAUGGGGCGAUUGGAGCUGUCUCGAUAAAAAUGAUCACUAUUUUCUUAAUUGCCCUUUUCGUAUCGAUCAAAAGAAAGUUAUUAUUUCCAUACAGAGUUUGCCAGAAACUCAAGUAAGGGUAUUAAACAAAAUCAGUAACUUAUCAAUUCAUCCAAACAAAACCCGCCUUUAUCAAUAUGACAUCGAACAUGGAAUAGAUCCUGAGAAAUUUUUGGUUAUUACUGAGGCUGAGAAAAAUCAAUGGGACAUGGAUGCUUCCGUGAUGACUUAG
Molecule: messenger RNA, 723 nt
Organism: Funneliformis caledonium
Lineage: Eukaryota; Fungi; Glomeromycota; Glomeromycetes; Glomerales; Glomeraceae
Source: the annotation of a GenBank genome assembly